This is a messenger RNA of Anopheles cruzii, 1569 nucleotides long. RefSeq lists its product as uncharacterized. The coding region runs from base 1 to 1569 and encodes 522 amino acids. The record is from RefSeq and is a predicted model, not a curated record. The transcript has 5 exons. Gene Ontology annotation, cellular component: mitochondrial outer membrane. Lineage: Eukaryota; Metazoa; Arthropoda; Insecta; Diptera; Culicidae. Gene Ontology annotation, biological process: mitophagy by internal vacuole formation; mitochondrial protein catabolic process.
AUGGCCGACAGCCGUGAAAGAAUUCGGGCACCGCCGCGCGAUGGCCGCGAAGGGUUCACCAGCCCCCGGCAGGUGCUCCGCCGGCUGAUGUUGCUGUCCGAGGGACGCCAGUAUCGCGAAGCCGCCACCGUCGUUGGCCGGCUCGGGCCGUCCGUGCUGCGCUCGGUCGUCGCCGAGCUGCCGAUGGACAUCCUGAUCGAGGCACUGCCCCACAGCACCUACCUGCUCGAGUCGUUCUUCAACCGGUUGAAUGCCGUUGUGGCCAUACCGCGACCGGAUGUGCCGUGCGAGGCCAUCAUGUGGCACCUGGUGAAGCUGUUCAGCAACCCGCACGAAACGGGACUGCGGCAGCGGUGCACCAAGCUCGUCCAGGCCAUCGGUAUCUGGCAGCCGGCGUUACGCGAGUCGCUGUUGGCGCGCCGCAAGCAGCUGGACCAGGCGAUCCAGGGGCUCGGCGUGCACGGUCUGACGGCCGACCAAACCGGGAGCCUCAUCUCGCUGCACAUAGCGCUGAAGAACGAACUGCAGCGGCACAUCGACACGUACAAGACUGCGAUCCACAAGCUGGAGGAGCUAAGCCCGGUCACCGCGAACCAGGAUCCGGCCCAGUCGUCGCACCAGCGCCUGCUGGCCAUCAGUUACGCCGACAUUCAGCAGCGGCUGAUCGACAACAAGACACUGCUGACGAUGCUCGACAAGCCCGCCCUCAAGCAGCUUGGCCAACUGGUGGAGAACCUCUCGCAGCGCGUGCAGAACGACAAGGAGGUUCUGUUCUGCGUCGGGCAGAUCCGCCGGACCGACACAACGGCCAACACCGAGGAACGGCCGGCCGCCGGGCUGCUGAUGAACUAUUCGCGCGGCUGCGACACCGUGCUCGGGCUGAUGGGGCCGCUCGCGAUGCCCCCGAGCAGCCCCACCAGCAACGGAUGUAGCAGCGGCGGAAGUGACGGUUACCAUUCCGACUCCGAUGCGGACGAGACUAAUUCCGAAUUGGUGCGACAGUACAGCGUGAUGUACAGCAAAAACCGCAUCGACACUCUGGACUCACUGAACGCGCUGCCCCAGCUCAAGCACGCCCACCAGCUGAAGGCCAAAAUACUGUUCUCCAUUAUUGUGCUGGCGUUCCGUGCCUGUCACGGCCUGAAGGAGCGCAAAGUGCUGGAGGUACGCCGGACGCUGUACGUGCUCGAUGCAAAUGACGACGCGACCGCCGCGCUCGACCGUGCGGUCCGGCAGCACCUGAAGGAGACGGCCGACCGGUUCCCGAUGGGAGACGUCGAGCGGCAAGUCUCCAACCAGGUCCUAUCGACGCUGCACGAGUAUCCCUGUCUGGAAGCCUGCAUACCGCUCAUCCACUACAUCAGCGACUGCGUGCGAUUAGCGUGGCGCAUGGUCAAUCAAACCAACCCGUACUAUCUGGAUACGGACUUUACUCUCGGCCUGCUGCAGCCCGAAAAACACGAACGAUACCCGAUCUCGGAGAAGCGCUCCGACAUCAUCCGGGCGUUCCUGUGGCCAGCGCUCAUGCAGAACGGACACUGCGUCUACAAGGCGGUGGUCGCCACCUGA